AUGGCGAGUGAUUCUGACAAUUUCGAGGAAAAUAUCGAAAAUAUAAAAGCGACAGUUCGAAAAUCUUUUGCUCGCAUUUAUGCGAGUUUGAAAGCCAGGGAACUAAAAACAUUAAGACAACUUGAUGCUAUUCGGAAACAAUGCGAGAAUAACAAAGACUUCGAAAGAAAUUGUGUUCAGAAUAUUAAAAUAUGCUAUAGUAAUGAGUCCAGUUUAUUAGAUUAUAUUAACAAUUAUGGUGUAAUUGAUUUUGAAAGACUUAGUUUUGAUAAUAAUACUUUUAUAUUAGAAGACUAUAUUAGUCCAAACGAUGAUCAUAUGUACUCUUAUAAAACAAUAGAAGAAUUAACUGAGAAAGAAGAUCUAGACGAAUUGGAAGCUAUAGAAGAAGCUGCAUUGAAACAGGUUACGGAAACUGUGGAUUGUGUAUGCUAUGUCAAUGUUCAAACAGAAGAAGUUUCAAAACAAUUUAGAAAUUUAGAUACUAAAGUCAGUCAAGUUAACAAUUCCAUUAGUAAUAAUGAAGACUGUGUUGAUAGUCGUAAAGAAACAGAAUGUGAAGGACUUAAUUCUGACGAAGAAAAAAGUGAGUGUUCCGAUUCAGAUGUAAAAAAAAUUAAUCCUACUGAUGACUGGCUGAAUUCUAUUAAAGAUCAGACUGAAACUGAGCCGUCACAAGUAAAUGAUGUAAUGGAGCAUAGUACUAUAACUUGCUCU
Brenthis ino (lesser marbled fritillary) is the source of this 717-nucleotide messenger RNA. The record is from the annotation of a GenBank genome assembly. NCBI's taxonomy places the organism in Eukaryota, Metazoa, Arthropoda, Insecta, Lepidoptera, Nymphalidae.